Messenger RNA from Zingiber officinale, 264 nucleotides. RefSeq names its product 60S acidic ribosomal protein P3-2-like. The record is from RefSeq and is a predicted model, not a curated record. The transcript has 2 exons. NCBI's taxonomy places the organism in Eukaryota, Viridiplantae, Streptophyta, Magnoliopsida, Zingiberales, Zingiberaceae. Gene Ontology annotation, cellular component: ribosome. Gene Ontology annotation, molecular function: structural constituent of ribosome. Bases 1 to 264 code for a protein of 87 amino acids.
AUGGGCGUCUUCACCUUCGUGUGCCGCAGCUCCGGUAGCGAAUGGAGUGCGAAACAGCUCGCCGGCGACCUCGAGGCAUCGGCUGCUUCGACCUUUGAUCUCCAGCGACGGCUUGUCCAUGCGGUGCUCGACGUUGACUCUUCGGGCAGCAUCCAGUCAUCCUUCUCAUUGGUCUCUCCGUCGUCGGGCGUCUUCCAGUUGGUUCUGGGUAUUCACAGGCUCCUUGUCUCAGGAAAGUCCCAUGAGUUGGAUAAACAAACUUAA